CGUAUGUCUCCUUGUGUCCGCCCGGAGUCAUGAGAAGCAGACACCACAAGCGUGUUGUGUGUUGUGUACCACUAAGAAAUGUCCAUGCUUGUAUCCGAAAGUGAUAAUUUGAAAAUUUGUACGUAAAGACCUCCACAAAAACGAGUAAAUGUAACCGGAAGACUCCUCCUCAACGGCAACGGACAUUUUAACGUUUGGCACCGACGUUAACGUCAACAAGUAGCACGUUGCUCUGAGUUCAGCAGACAGCAGACAGCCAGCAGCCAGCAGACAGCAGACAGCAGCCAGCAGCUUCCAGCCAGCAGACAGCAGACAGCAGCCAGCAGCCAGCAUGGGGCUCAAGCGACAGAAACAAGCCAAGAAGACCAUCAGCUUCUACAAAUACAACUUCAGCUUCAGGGAGCCCUUUCAGAUCCUCAUCGAUGGGACUUUCUGUCAGGCUGCUCUGAAGAACAAGAUCCAGAUCAAAGAGCAGAUGCCCAAAUACCUGAUGGGAGAGGUGCAGCUGUGCACCACAAACUGUGCACUGAAAGAACUGGAGACUCUGGGAAAAGAGCUGUACGGAGCCAAAAUCAUCCUGCAGAGGUUUCAGUCGAGGAGAUGUCCACAUUUGAAGGAGCCUGUCCCGGCUUCAGAGUGUCUGCUGUCCAUGCUGGGGGACACAAACCCACACCACUACUUUGUUGCUACACAGGACCACGCUCUAACUGCAGGCCUGAAGAAGAUCCCGGGCGUUCCUCUGCUCUACAUCGUCCUCAACACCAUGGUGCUGGACAAGCCCUGCCAGACGUCCCUCGACCACGUCAAGGCCGUCCAGCUGGGAGAGCUGGUGAGCACGGCUCAGCAGCAGAGCAUCCGCAGCCUGAAAGAGGAGCAGGGCAUCGACCAGAAGGAUGGAGAGAGGAAAGGGAAGAAGAGGAAGAGGAAACAGAGCCACCCCAACCCUCUGAGCUGCCUGAAGAAGAAGAAGAAAGGCGGGCCGACACCACCGAAGAAGAAGACGGAGGAAGGGGAGAAGAGGAAAAGAAGUAGAAAUAAGAAACAAAGGACUGAGGGAGGUGACGUGUCUGCUCCUGCGGUUACUAAUACAUAGUAGAGCAGGAAGACAGAGACUUCAGACAUUUGGCUUCUUGCAUAAAUAUUAUCUCAAGAUGUCCACGAACCCAGUCUAUAAUAAUUCCUGUUUUUCUGAUGUUGCUGUGUGGAAUAAAUCAAUGUUUAUCACACAAAACGCCAUUUUAAAAUACUGCUCAUGGUAUUUGUUUUAUUUUUUAAAAAUGUUGCGACAGUUUCCGAGACUUAACAGGCAUACUGUUCAGAAACAUAGCAUCAUUUUUGAGAUCGAGAAGAUUUGUCUUGGCUUUCAUACAAAAUAAAAAAAAGCAGGUUUACAGGCACAUAGUUUAGAAUACAAGAUGCACUCAGACAUUACAUGAUAAUACAGUUUAUAUGGAAGAGGAUAUCAAAAACCAUGCAUUCAGCCGUCUUUGCAGAAGCACAAGAAGUGCGGUCACAAUGACUCAUUGGUUUGCUUGUUUUUACUGUUUGUUGUGGGAUUUUUGACGUCCGUUAAAUUCAACCUGUAUUUUCUCGUACAAUGAGUUUAGAGUCCAAACGACAACGUUCAUAACAAAUAUGUCCAUUCAGACUUUCAUUCUUUAGAUUAAAAAUCAAUUUUUGCUUUUAAAUAGAAAAACACAGUUAAUUUUCUUGAUAUAUAUUACGGCAAUAAAUUAAUAUUGAACAAGUAUCUACUUGAUUUACACAGUCAGGAGUUCUACAUUACUGUGUCACCCAGUUGUAUCUAAAUGAUUAUCCAAAAAU
Molecule: messenger RNA, 1824 nt
Organism: Sebastes umbrosus (honeycomb rockfish)
Lineage: Eukaryota; Metazoa; Chordata; Actinopteri; Perciformes; Sebastidae
Gene: utp23
Product: UTP23 small subunit processome component
Exons: 3
Coding region: 332-1093 (253 amino acids)
Cellular component (GO): small-subunit processome; nucleolus
Molecular function (GO): small ribosomal subunit rRNA binding
Source: RefSeq, a predicted model, not a curated record